UCCUUCCGGGGACGCGAGUGCCAGUUCGUGAGCGUGCGCGUUCUCGCCGCCGCCGGUGCCGCUUCCGCCGUCCUCUGCCGCUGCUGCCGCUGUCGCCGCCCCGGAUCCUCAGGCGGAGCAGUGGGACGGCCGGCUGCCCAGCAGCGCCGCGGUAGGGAGUACGGAACCGCGGAACCGGUGGACAGGCGGGCGGGCCGACAGCCCAGAUCCCAUGCCUUAAGGAAUGAUUCUUGUUUUCCUGUAGACAGAACUCAGGCUGGGUUCUCUGGCAGAAGAGUACGGGGAGCAGAGCCGGACCUGCCAUACUUUCCCUGGGGCUGAGUGGAAGAAUGAUUAAUCUAACAUGGCUGACCAGAGGCAGCGCUCACUCUCUACCUCCGGGGAAUCAUUAUAUCAUGUUCUUGGGCUAGACAAGAAUGCAACCUCGGAUGACAUUAAAAAGUCCUACCGGAAGCUGGCCCUGAAAUACCACCCUGACAAGAACCCUGAUAACCCAGAGGCUGCAGACAAGUUUAAGGAGAUUAACAACGCCCACGCCAUCCUGACAGAUGCCACGAAAAGAAACAUAUAUGACAAGUACGGCUCGCUGGGGCUCUAUGUGGCCGAGCAAUUUGGGGAAGAGAACGUCAACACCUACUUCGUACUCUCCAGCUGGUGGGCCAAGGCCCUGUUUGUUGUCUGUGGCCUCCUCACCUGCUGCUACUGCUGCUGCUGUUUGUGCUGUUGCUUUAACUGCUGCUGUGGGAAAUGCAAGCCCAAGGCACCUGAGGGUGAAGAGACGGAGUUCUACGUAUCGCCUGAAGACCUGGAGGCCCAGCUGCAGUCUGAUGAGAGGGAGGCUACAGACACACCGAUUGUCAUACAGCCAGCAUCCGCCACAGAGACCACCCAGCUGACGGCUGACUCCCACCCCAGCUACCACACCGACGGGUUCAACUAAAUUCAGGAGAGGCUGUGAUUAGAGGACGAAUCAGCACCUGGCCACUGCAACCUUAGAAUCAUGAACUGUAGUCACUGAGAUGGGGAGGCAGCCGUCAACCUGACCUGCUGUGGCUUGUCAGGGCCCCUCCCACCUCCUCUAAGCCCACCCAUCUGUCAAUCCUUGAUACACGAAGUGCGUAGCAUGCAGUAUUUAAAGCAGUGUAGCUACGGUCUUCUUCUGUUUUAUCCUUUUGUUUAAUAGCAUGUAUGGGUUAUGUUCAGUGUCUGUGUUGUGGAUGCGCUGCAGCUGGGCUGAAUUAACUGGAUGGCAGUGCUGUCUUGGGUUUUCAGCUGGGUCCAGUGAGGUUCAGCUGUCUCCUUGUGCUUACAGGAGUCAGGUAGGCACCUGGAGCUACAUCUCCAUGUUGGCCUCUGUGUCCUGUGACAUGGUCUAGUUCAUGGCUCUGAUCUCAUCCUCAAGGCUGCAGACAGGGUUCUGAUUUCACCUGCGAAGGAGGGAGCUGGGCCCCAUCCUCCCGGCAGCUCCAGCACCAGUCGUUGUGGAGAGCGCAGGUAUGCCCUUCUGAAAGGGAGAGCACACCUGUUAGACCUGCUGUGGAGAGCGCAGGUGUGCCCUUCUGAAAGGGAGCUCACACGCUGUAGUGUGUCUGUCUUGGGUCUCCUGGCCUUGUGGACUGAAAUCCUGUCAUUGGAGGCAGAUCCCUUGCUGGUGUGUGGGAAAUCAUUUGUCUCUGUUCUGCACCUUUCCAGGUCAAAAGCUGGAUUGACGGGGCCACAGCCUCUUUUCCUCAUUCCUGGGUCAUCUUCCACAUUCCUUCAAGCCAACCUUGUUAAUUUUUAUAUUUUGGGGGGACUUUAAGAACCACAAAUGGUAGCACCUGCCACUUAGCCAUAGUCAGAAAGUCUUUGAGUCCAGUUGUGGGUGGCAUGUAGCUGCUUAUAAAGAGUGAGUGCCCAGGAUCAGAACCUCUUCCCUGUGCUUGCCAGAGCUCCAUCCAUCCCACUUGCCUUCGCUUCCACCUGUCGUCAUCAAGGCCUCCGGCAGUGCUGGAGUGUUGGGUUCCUGGUGCCCCUGACUCGGAAGGGUUGACUUUUAGGGAAGCUUUGGUGACAGUUACUGGACCUGGGAUGCCAGCUGCAAGCCACAGAAUUACUUUGUGAACUUCUCUCCAGUCAGUAUUCCAGUCUUGGUCACAGGUACCAUGGUGGGCAGAGUUGGAAAAUGUGGUUACCAGGGAUUUCGAACCACCCUCCCCUUUUACAGUUAGCUGGAUUAGCUGUGCCAGACUUCAGUGAGCCAGGUUCCUCCAGAACCUUCUGCUGGCUGCUACUGUCCGCAUUUCCAGUACAGAGGAAGAAGGAGAAAGCUCAUGUUGUGGCCCAGACAAACCACCAUGUGUUUCCAAAGCCACCAUCCACCUCCUGGCCCCUGCUCACCAGGACCUUCAGGAAUCAGAUCAGGUUGACAGGAAGUUGCAAGAGGUAGCAUUGUGAGGGCAAACUUGGCAGUGAUUGAGGGUGCCUAUCCAGGUCCUGGGAGAGAGACAUUGAUGCCAGGGUUCCCAGCUGACCCUACAGGGAAACUACAUGAGCCAGAAGCUGGCUUCAAAGUCCUACUAUGGGUUUGUAAGUUUGUUUUAUUCUUUAUAGGAUUUUAGGGAUAUUCAUUAUCAUACUGAGUUAGAAAUAAUUUGUAAACAUCAGACCUAUGGCUACAUGUAGUGGGACUUGCCUGUAAUCCCAGCACUAGGGAGGCUGAGGUAGAAAGACCUUGAGUUGCAGGCCAGUCUGGGUUUUAUACGGUAAGACCCCUACUCAAAUAAAUUUAGUAGAAGAAUGAGAAAUUGGCGGGGCGGUGGUGGCGCACCUUUAAUCCCAGCACUCCAGAAGCAGAGGCAAGCAGAUCUCUGAGUUCUAGGCCAGCCUGGUCUACAGAAUGAAUUUCAGGACAGCCAGAAAUGUUACACAGAGAAAGCCUGUCUCCAAAAAACCAAACAAAAACCGAGAAAUUCAUUGCUGGGUCUAUUAUUAGAACAAAGGAAGAAGAGGCCACUGGGCAAUCUGGGGUGCUGGUCCCAUCACCCUAGUGUUGUUGCCCUUUCAUCAUGAUGGCCAGGAACCAGGUUAUGAGUAGAAAGCUGCAGUCUGGUAGCACGUCCUCCUGCCUGUGGCUCUGUGGCCCUUUCUCUUGCAUCCCAGUGAGCCAGGUGCUGUUGGGUGAGAACACAGAGGUCGAACCUGGUAUCUUUUUGAAUUUGUAAAGCUAAGUAAAUCAUGUUGAACUUAAAACCAUCAAUAUGUGCAACAGUUUCAAGGUGAUAAUAGUGAUUGUCAAGGCCACUGAACUCCCUGACCUAUCCCUGAACGCAGACUCCCUUGCAGGGUUUUGCUGAGUUGAUCUAAAGUCUCCUUGAUUUCAUUUGCCCUGACCUAAGCAUAACUGGUGAGUCUUAGGAUCAGCCUGACUCUUCCUGACCAAAUACUAUCAAAUGUAGAGAAGUUCAUCCAGUGCAGUGGAUGCCCCUGAAGAACCAGACCCCGGGGACCCAUCUCACCAGGCUAGAGUAGAUUUCUGUUUGUGCCCAAUGAUGUCUUUCCUUGUCUUCCUUUUGACUGUGUUUUUAAAUUACUUUAGAUAAUUCUGUGCAAUGUUUAUAACCUUUCCUAGUCUUCUGAUGUUCAGUUAACACAGCCAGCACCCAAUGGGGGACCUGUUAGGAAAAGAAAUCAGUGCUUAAUGUGGUUAGCAGGAAACUUUCCCAAAAUUGUUGGUUACUGGGUUUGUUCCCGAAUCAUAAAGCCAAGUCUCUUCUCAGAUGUUCAGGUGCCAGGUUUUACUAAUCCCAGUGCCCCUUGUCCUGCUGACCCAUGACUUUUAUUCCAGGUAAAUCUUGUGCAAAGAAGCUGCCGUUGUUGCAGCUGAUAGUCUCCAUCAUUCAAGCUUUCCCUGGAGAGUCUAGGUGCUGUGGUACGGAGAACUGGUGGGCCAUGACCAUCUUCCUUGGCUUUCUGUGCACCUUUUAUUGAAGGAUAGCUGUGAACAGUGUAAAACAUGUCUGAUCUCAUUCUUUUCCCAGGGUUUUGAGCUGUGAACCCAUGUGUCCCAGCACUGGCCUGUUCUUUUUAUUUUGGUUCAGUUUCCUCCUACAGAAAUAGCAAAAGCUACAUCUUUACUAUCCUCACAAGCACAGUAUGUGUUGUCACAUGCUGUGAGUGUGGGCUGUGGUGUGUGUUGGUGUGUGUACAUAUGUGUAUAUGUAUAUAUCAUGCAGCAGGCCUGUCAUGCUGCUGUUUGGUGGCAAAGCAACAAGUACAAUAAAAGUCGGCUCCAAAACAGCCUGUGGUUUCUUAAAGUGUUGGGCAGGGGUAGGGUCUCUUGGCAAAACACCAAAGGAAACCCUAAACUUACUAUGUACAUACAGGUACAUGUACUUGAAUGCACUGCACUGCAUAGGCCCUGGCCAGCAUUUGGCUUCAGCUGUGUAUGUUGGUCACAAGGGUGACCAUACCAAAUAUAUCCCUCGGGACCAUGCCAAGCUCACCUGAUCAUCGAAUAUAUGAGGUCUAGGACCUAACUAGAAGCUUUCCUCUCUUGAAACACUAAAACCAAUUUAUGAGUACCUGUUGAGAUCAGUAAUCAAGGUGCACGCAGAGGACAGCCUGGGAAGGGGCUUUCUGUGUCCAGUGCCCCAUAGGCUGUGCUGCUGGGAGAUAGUUUUCUAGGGAAGUGUCUCAUGCUAAGUUGGAGGAAGAAAUUUUAAUUUAAAGACAAUUUUUUUAAGAGCUGAAUGUAAGUGCAUGGAAAGCCUGUACCAGUUUUACCCAUUUACUGAAGUCUGGAUAGAGCAGAGCACAAGCUGCUGUCGGCCCAGGCUACCUGACUUUGGUGUGCCUCCAGGGGCCAAGCUGAAAGCUGUGGUGGUUCCGCAUGGUGACCUGUCUAAAUGUUGACCUAAAAUAAAUGUUUUCACUGCAGA
This is a messenger RNA of Alexandromys fortis (reed vole), 4919 nucleotides long. It is a transcript of the gene Dnajc5, whose product is annotated as DnaJ heat shock protein family (Hsp40) member C5. The transcript is spliced from 7 exons. Lineage: Eukaryota; Metazoa; Chordata; Mammalia; Rodentia; Cricetidae. Bases 344 to 940 code for a protein of 198 amino acids. Gene Ontology annotation, cellular component: presynapse; intracellular membrane-bounded organelle; membrane. Gene Ontology annotation, biological process: regulation of synaptic vesicle cycle. The record is from RefSeq and is a predicted model, not a curated record.